Molecule: messenger RNA, 1107 nt
Organism: Anastrepha obliqua
Lineage: Eukaryota; Metazoa; Arthropoda; Insecta; Diptera; Tephritidae
Exons: 2
Coding region: 1-1107 (368 amino acids)
Source: RefSeq, a predicted model, not a curated record
AUGAUACAUGGGCCAUGUGGCAAUUUGAAUACUGCCGCACCAUGCAUGAUUGAUGGUAAAUGCUCCAAAAGUUAUCCAAGGAAUUUGACUGCUGAAACGAUAACAGGCAAUGACGGAUAUCCAUUGUACCGACGACGUUCGAAAGAUGAUAACGGAUUUACAACAAAGCUCAGACUUAGAGGUGAAGAAAUCGAAAUUGACAACCGAUGGAUCGUGCCUUAUUCGCCUAUAUUAUCGAAAACUUAUAAAGCCCACAUAAACGUUGAAUAUUGUAAUUCCGUUAAAUCGAUCAAAUACAUUUGCAAGAACAUUCAUAAAGGUAGCGAUAUGGCUGUUUUUGGAGCGGUAGCUGAAAACAGCAAUGAUGAAACUACACAAUACCAAAUGGGCAGAUACCCAACGGUUUUACAUUUUGCCGUUCAUCUUGAAAAUGGCCAACGCGUUUAUUUCACGGAAAAUAUUGCAGCGCAAAGAGCGACUCAACCACCUGCAACAACGUUAACUGCUUUUUUCAAUUUAUGUCGGUCAGAUGAUUUUGCGAGAACUUUGUUAUAUUCUGAAGCUCCAAAAUACUACACUUGGAAUCACGCAUCGAAAAGUUUUCAAAGACGGAAGCAAGGAACACCGGUUGAAACUCAUCACAAUGUUUUUGCCAGCGAUGCAAUAGGCCGUAUUUAUACAAUUCAUCCAACUAAUGCAGAAUGCUUUUAUUUGCGAUUACUAUUGAUUAAUGUCCGUGGCCCAUUAUCAUUUCAAAACAUACGUACAGUAAAUGGUCAAAUCUGCACUACAUUUCGCGAAGCAUGUAUGAAAUUGCAUUUGCUUGAGGAUGACACACAUUGGAAUGAUACUUUAACAGAUUCAGCUGCAUCAUCCACACCAUUCCAAAUUCGUACGUUAUUUGCAAUAAUUAUAUCAACACGUUUUCCAGCAAGUCCUGGUGAGUUGCGGAAUAACCAUAAGAACAGCAUGACGGAAGAUAUAUUAUACCGCAUACGUAUUGCAACUGGAAAUCAUAAUUUGGAUUAUACAUCAAAUAUGUACAAUGAAGAGCUAAUCUUGGUAGAGGACCUGUGUUUGUCAAUUGCUAAUAAAGCGUUGACAUAA